Rhodotorula toruloides NP11 is the source of this 1521-nucleotide messenger RNA. Its product is annotated as COP9 signalosome complex subunit 1. Gene Ontology annotation, cellular component: COP9 signalosome. Lineage: Eukaryota; Fungi; Basidiomycota; Microbotryomycetes; Sporidiobolales; Sporidiobolaceae. The coding region runs from base 1 to 1521 and encodes 506 amino acids. The transcript has 7 exons. The record is from RefSeq and is a predicted model, not a curated record.
AUGGAAGUCGACGCACCCGCUGCGCAGCCGCGCCCGACCCGCCGCAUCGUCGUCCCAGACUCAUCGCCUUACGACCUCGACUCGCUCGCCUCGUCGUGGGACGUGACCGGCCGCAACAAGAUUAACCGCCUGCUCUACGUCGCCAACUCGUCCCCCUCCCUCGCCGGACCCGCUCUCACGCUCGCUCUCGCCGCGAUCAAAACCCUCACUCUCGACACACGUCUCUACGAAGAGACCUACUACCUCUACCGUCAGUUCUUCAACAGCGUCGCAGAGGGAAAGGAGCAGGAUCCGCAGGCGCUUGCUUGGUUUGAGCAGGUCAAGGACAGGCAGGAGCAGUUUGAUCGCGAGUGGAGCGACAAGACGAAGAGGGAUGCGCAGAGCGGGCUCGAGAGGUUGGAGGUCGAGUUGAAGGGCUACAUGACCAACCUCAUCAAGGAGUCGAUCAGGAUGGGCCACCGCGACCUCGCUCGCUUCCAGUACCGCAUGGGUGACUUGCAAGGCGCCGUCCGCUCGUACACCAAGAGUCGCGAGUACUGCACGACGAGUCAGCAUGUCCUCGAGAUGUGUCUCGGCGUCGUUGAGGUCGCCCUCGACAUGUCGAACUACGCCUUCAUCCGCAACUACGUCGUCAAGGCCGAGUCUGCCGUCGAAGCCGCCCAAGCAUCUGCAGCGAGCGGGAAGAACAAGGCUGCGCCGGUCAACUUGCCUGGCAUGGUUGCGCCUGGGCUCGACCCCGCCGAGGCAGCCAAAGAGCGCGACCGCAAGAUCGUGCAGGAGAGGUUGACGGUCGCUGGAGCGGUGGCGUACAUGGGGAUGGGGUCGUACGAGAAGGCGGCGUAUGCUUUCACGGACGUUGGUGCGGAGGCGCUCAUUCAUGGUCCGGGUCACUUCAUUCCCGCUGCCGACGUCGCCCUCUACGCCGUCAUCACCGGUCUCGCCUGCUUCUCCCGCUCUGCCCUUCGCUCCCGCGUUCUCGAGAACGCCAACCUCCGCCCUUUCCUCGACCUCGAGCCGUACCUCCGCGACAUCGUCCGCGCGUUCCACGACAGCCAAUUCAAAACUGGUCUCGAGCUGCUCGCCAAGUACGAGGCCCGCCUCCUCCUCGACAUUCACCUCGCUCCUCACGUCGACGCGCUCGUCCACUCAAUCCGCCAGCGCGCCAUCCAAGCCUACUUCGCCCCCUUCGCCUCCGUCUCGCUCUCUCGCAUGGCCGCCGCCUUCGGCUGGCGUGAGGACUAUAUGCAGGCAGCGGUCGUCGAGCUCAUCGGCAACGGGAUGCUCAAGGCGAGGAUUGACUCGGCUAAGGGCGUGUUGGUGGCGAGGAGGCAGGACCCGAGGGUGGAGGCGUUCAAGAAUGCGCUCGAGGAGGGCGAGAAGAUGCAGAAGCGCGCGGUUGCGAGUCACCUCAGGAUGAAGCUUAUGCAGAACGACCUUGUCGUCAAGCCGGCGAGGCGUUCCGGCGGCGGUCGCGAUCAGCAACAGCAGUACGACGACCGUUCGACCACCCAGGUCGACUAG